Linnemannia hyalina is the source of this 1149-nucleotide messenger RNA. The record is from the annotation of a GenBank genome assembly. Lineage: Eukaryota; Fungi; Mortierellomycota; Mortierellomycetes; Mortierellales; Mortierellaceae.
AUGGUCUCCACUCAAGCCGGCGCCGGAAUCGGAAUCGCCAACCUCCCCAACCAGCGUCAUGCCAUCGCUUCCAAGAAGGGCUCCAACUACACCAUCUUGCUCUGUGGUGAGUCUGGACUCGGAAAGACGACGUUCAUCAACACCCUGUUCACCACCACUAUCAAGACCCCCAAGACCUACAAGCGUCGUUUCAACAACACCGCUGAGAAGACCGUUGAAAUCGAGAUCAUCCGUGCCGAGCUCGAGGAGAAGCAGUUUGGAGUCAAGUUAUCGGUGGUUGACACACCCGGAUUCGGAGACUAUACCAACAACCGCGACAGCUGGAUGCCCAUCAUCGACUUUAUUGACGACCAGCACGAGUCAUACAUGCGUCAGGACCAGCAGCCCGAGCGUCUGGAGUUGAGCGACAUGCGCGUCCACUGCUGCUUGUACUUUAUCCGUCCUACUGGCCAUACCUUGAAGCCCUUGGACAUUGAGGUUAUGAAGCGCUUGGGAACUCGCGUCAACUUGAUCCCUGUCAUUGCCAAGGCCGAUACCCUCACCCCCACCGAUCUCCACAAGUUCAAGAAGAGAAUUUUGGAGGUCAUUGCCGCCCAGAACAUCCAGUGCUAUACUUUCCCCCUGGAGAGUGACGACGAGGCCUCCACCAAGCGCAACAUGAACAUCAUGGCUGCUAUGCCCUUCUCUGUCAUCGGAAGCACGGACGAUGUCCAAACCGUUGAUGGUCGCACCGUCAAAGGUCGCCAGUACUCCUGGGGUGUCGCCGAAGUCGAGAAUGAGGAUCAUUGCGAUUUCAAGAAGCUGCGUCAGCUUUUGAUCCGCACACACAUGUUGGAUCUGAUCCACUCGACCGAGGAGACGCACUACGAGACUUACCGUCGCGCCCAGAUGGAGACUCGCAAGAUUGGCGAGGCCAAGGUCAAGACUGUGACCAACCCCAAGUGGAAGGAGGAAGAGGAGGCUCUCCGCAAGCGCUUCACCGAGCAGGUUCGCCUCGAGGAGAACCGUUUCCGCUCAUGGGAGCAGCAGCUCAUUGCUGAGCGUGACCGCUUGAACAAGGACUUGGAGGCCGAGCACUCGCACAUCAAGGCUCUGGAAUCCGAACUAGAGUCGAUGCAGGUCGGCCUCUCGCCAAAGCAGCGCAAGUAG